Diabrotica virgifera virgifera (western corn rootworm) is the source of this 1403-nucleotide messenger RNA. RefSeq names its product alanyl-tRNA editing protein Aarsd1-B. The coding region runs from base 120 to 1352 and encodes 410 amino acids. Gene Ontology annotation, molecular function: nucleic acid binding; Ser-tRNA(Ala) deacylase activity; ATP binding. The transcript has a single exon. The record is from RefSeq and is a predicted model, not a curated record. Lineage: Eukaryota; Metazoa; Arthropoda; Insecta; Coleoptera; Chrysomelidae. Gene Ontology annotation, biological process: regulation of translational fidelity; alanyl-tRNA aminoacylation.
GUCUUCUUUUUCUAUCCGGUCUACUAACCUAACCUAAUUUUUUUUAAUGUCAAAAAUAGGUAGUAAAUUAGUAAAUAAUAGCAACAUUUUGAUUUAAAGACUUAGUUAGGAACAAUAUUAUGGUCUUUAAAUGCCAAGAAGACUCUUUCCUUAAAGAGUUCACUUCCAAAGUAGUUACUUGCGAUAAAGUUCAGAUCCAAGAAGUAGUAAAUGGAACAACUCAUACAGUGGAUAGUUAUGAAGUAAUCCUAGAAGACACCAUAUUAUUUCCAGAAGGAGGUGGCCAGCCUUGUGAUUAUGGUUUUUUGAAUAACUUGCCCGUCAAAAAAAUCUUAAGGAAGGAAGACAAAGCUGUUCACUAUGUAUCUCAAGAAUUACAGGUAGGUACUACUGUAGAACAAAAGAUUGAUUGGGAAAGACGUUUUGAUCACAUGCAACAACAUUCGGGCCAACAUUUGUUAUCGGCCGUACUUGAACAGCACUUUAAAGCUAACACAGUGUCUUGGUGGCUGGGGGAAGAGGACUCUUAUGUAGAACUAGACAUAGCUUCAUUUUUAGAAAAGGAUAUACAGAUAGCUGAAGAGAUGGUAAAUGUUUUCAUUAGACAGGGAAAACCAGUAACAGUUACUAUUUUUCCUGAAAAAACACCUGAAGAGUUACUUGAAAAAGUCAGGAGUGUUAAAGGUUUACCAGAUGACCAUAAAGGUGACAUUCGAGUUAUAAACAUUACUGAUAUUGAUAGUAAUAUGUGUUGUGGUACACAUGUAACAAAUUUAAGUCAGUUGCAAGCUAUCAAGUUGUUGCACACUGAAAAAAGUAAACGUAAAGAUAAAAUUUUGCUGCAUUUCUUAGUUGGUAAUAGGGUUUUAAAAAGGUUUGCCAUUUGUAUAGAACGUGAAAAAAAAUUAACCGCAAUUUUGAAUAACGGACCCCAGCAGCAUGUUGAACUUGUCGAAAAAUUACAGAAGAAUGUUAAAAUCAUUAACAAAAAUCUGCAAAGUGUCCUUAAGGAUGUAGCUAUCUUUAAUGCUGGAAAACUAAAAGCCAUGCAACCUCCACCAAAACAUUUUUCUUUGCAUAAAAAAGAAGCUGAACCUGAUUUUAUGAACAUAUUUAUCAGAGAGUUGGGCACAACAGAAAUAUUCUUAUUUUUGUCAGUUGGAGAUGAGAAGAAAGAUGGCAGUGUAGUUAUACAAGGAAAAGAAGAUGAUGUUGCAGUAUUGGGUCCAAAAGUUUGUAAAAUAUUAGAAGGUAAGGGAAGUGGCAAAGGCAAUACGUAUAGAGCAAAAGUCACUAAUAUGUCCAAGAAAAAAGAAGCUGAGAAUUGUAUUAAGGAGUAUUUUGAUAAGUAGUGCUUUACUUAUUGUGGUUGAUAUGUUAAUUAUUAAAAAAUAUUUGAAAUA